UGAUUUGAUAAAAUCGAUUCCAUCCAACCUUCACAAUUUCCCGGAGAAUCGAAUCACUCAUCAAAACACCCGCGUAAAAAUUCAAGUACCAAAAAAAUAAAAAUAAAAAAUAAAAAAAAUGGAGAAAUCGGGCUAUGGCCGAGACGGCGUGUACAGAUCCCUGGCGCCGCCAAUUUUCGCCCCCACAGACCCAAACCUCUCUAUGAUCUCUUUUCUCUUCAGAAACGCUUCCUCUUUUCCCGACAAGCGCGCCCUCAUCGAUUCACACACCGGCGAGACCUUAACUUUCGCCCACCUCAAAUCCACCGUCUCCAGAGUCGCCCACAGCCUCCUCCAUCUGGGCAUCACCAAAAACGACGUCGUUCUCAUCUUCGCUCCCAACUCUAUUCAAUUCCCCCUCAGCUUCUUCGCAAUCGCCGCCCUCGGCGCUAUUACCACCACAGCGAACCCAACCUACACAACCUCCGAAUUAUCCAAACAGGUAAUCGAUUCCACUGCCAAGCUUAUAAUCACCGUUGAGGAUUUGCUACCAAAGGUCAAGGAUUUUGGCCUGCCAGUCGUUCUACUAAAUUCCCAUGUCAAACCAAUUUCACCCAAUAUUGGGAAAAAUAAAAUCCCGUCCAUCACCGACCUACUCAAUAACGGAGGAGGGUCUCUCGAUUUGGACAAUAAUUUUAAUAAUAUAAAGCAAGAUGAUACUGCUGCUCUGUUGUAUUCGUCUGGAACAACUGGCACCAGCAAAGGCGUAAUACUCACUCACCGCAAUUUCAUUUCCAGCGCCUUAAUGGUGACCACAUAUCAGGAAUUCGCGGGCGAAUCGGAUAAUGUUUUCCUGUGUUUUCUGCCGAUGUUCCAUGUGUUUGGUCUGGCAGCGAUCCUCUACGCGCAGCUUCAGCGGGGCAACGCUGUGGUCUCGAUGUCGAGGUUUGAUCUGGAGCUGAUUCUGAAGAUGGUGGAGAAGUAUGGAGUGACACACUUGUGGGUUGUGCCGCCUAUUGUAUUGGGCCUGGCCAAAAGCCCAAUUGUUAAAAAGUAUGAUCUGUCAAGUUUGAAGCAGAUUGGGUCUGGGGCGGCCCCACUUGGGAGGGAGUUGAUGCAGGAGUGUGCAAAGAAUUUUCCCCGGGCUGUCGUUGUGCAGGGUUAUGGAAUGACUGAAACCUGUGGCAUUGCCUCUCUUGAGAAUCCAUAUAUAGGCCCUCGACAUACUGGCUCGGCUGGAAUACUUGCUCCAGGUGUCGAGGCUCAAAUAGUUAGUGUCGAUAAAUUAAAGCCUCUUCCUCCUGGCCAAUUGGGAGAAAUAUGGCUGCGAGGGCCCAAUACCAUGAAAGGCUAUUUCAACAAUCCAAAAGCUACCAAGCAUACAAUAGAUAAGCAGGGAUGGGUGCAUACUGGAGAUCUCGGGUAUUUUGAUGAAGAGGGUCAGCUAUACGUUGUCGACCGUAUUAAAGAACUCAUUAAGUACAAAGGUUUUCAGGUUGCACCAGCUGAGCUGGAAGGGCUGCUUGUGUUUCCUGAUGCUGAAGCUGGUGAAGUCCCAAUUGCUUAUGUUGUUCGUGCCCCCAAUAGCUUGCUCACUGAGGAGGAUAUAAAGAAGUUCAUUGCAGACCAGGUGGCGCCCUACAAAAGACUAAAGAAGGUUACAUUCGUAAAUAUGGUCCCAAAAUCAGCAGCAGGCAAAAUCCUUAGAAAAGAUCUCAUCGACAAAGUGCGGUCGAAAUUGUAAUUUAUGAUGGUGGACUGUUUUUCUUGUCAUUGUACCAUUUUGUUUAUGGUGCUAUGUGCUGUCUUUAAAAACCAGUUACCCAGAAUACGUUCAUGGUGUUUGAAUAAAAUAUAAUAAUCUCAACUAUAUCUAUGAUGUCGCUCCACAAGUGGUGUUGGAUGUACUUUUACCUGUCAAAUGUAAGGUGUACGGAGUUUUGUUGGCUAAAUUUCAUAUAUAGUCCACUAUAUAGUCCACUAUGUUGG
Striga asiatica is the source of this 1968-nucleotide messenger RNA. The record is from the annotation of a GenBank genome assembly. NCBI's taxonomy places the organism in Eukaryota, Viridiplantae, Streptophyta, Magnoliopsida, Lamiales, Orobanchaceae.